Molecule: messenger RNA, 4813 nt
Organism: Scleropages formosus (Asian bonytongue)
Lineage: Eukaryota; Metazoa; Chordata; Actinopteri; Osteoglossiformes; Osteoglossidae
Gene: mef2cb
Product: myocyte enhancer factor 2cb
Exons: 12
Coding region: 468-2018 (516 amino acids)
Biological process (GO): cell differentiation; positive regulation of transcription by RNA polymerase II
Molecular function (GO): histone deacetylase binding; DNA-binding transcription factor activity, RNA polymerase II-specific; protein dimerization activity
Source: RefSeq, a predicted model, not a curated record
AUCAGUGUUCAGAGAGGAGAAAGAUCGGGGCAAAACACAACCCAAAUCGGGGGUUUCUUCUCAAAGCCAGCUGGUCUGGCUUUGUUUAUGCUGGACAUUUUUUUUUUCUUUUUCUUUUUUUUUUUACCUUUGAAUUGUUGAAUUUUUCAUUACCGUGGCCCACAGCAGGUGCUGUUGGGUAUAACUUCCUGGGGAAGAAAGUACCGGCACUGGUGCCACUCAAGCAAGAAAGCACUGAAACCUGUGAAGACAUCUCAUAUAAAGCACUGAAAGAAUAAUCACUCGACAGAAGGCUCUGAAGCUAAGGCUGAGAACGCAGAAGGAAAUGUGAAUGUGACGUGGAUGCUGGAAAUUGUGAACUGACUUGAGCAAGUACUGCAAAGACUGGUUGGAGGAUACUUGAGGAAAAGAGUGAAAGACGUGAAAAAAAAAAAGCACUUGGAGGGAGGAAAGAGAAGACAGGAACGAUGGGGAGAAAAAAGAUACAGAUCACAAGGAUUAUGGAUGAACGCAACAGACAGGUGACGUUUACAAAGAGGAAGUUUGGACUGAUGAAGAAGGCCUACGAGCUGAGUGUGCUGUGUGACUGUGAGAUCGCCCUCAUCAUCUUCAACAGCACCAACAAACUGUUCCAGUACGCCAGCACCGACAUGGACAAGGUGCUGCUGAAAUACACCGAGUACAAUGAGCCGCACGAAAGCCGAACAAACUCAGAUAUUGUCGAGACCUUAAGAAAGAAGGGCUUAAAUGGCUGUGACAGUCCCGACCCCGAUGCCGACGACUCGGUGGGCCACAGCCCUGAGUCUGAGGACAAGUACAGGAAAAUUAACGAAGACAUUGAUCUCAUGAUCAGCAGGCAGAGACUGUGUGCAUUGAGCAAGAAGGAAAACAAAGGCUGUGAAAGCCCAGAGCUCGACUCCUCUUUCGCUCUCACCCCACGCACUGAGGAGAAAUACAAACAAAUUAACGAGGAGUUUGAUAAUAUGAUCAAGACUCAUAAAAUACCUCAGACUGUACCCCCUUCAAACUACGAGAUGCCGGUUUCCAUUCCAGUGAGCAACCCCAACAGCCUGAUCUACAGCCACCCAGGUGGUUCCCUGGGCAAUCACAACCUGCUGCCUCUGGCCCACCAUUCGCUCCAGAGAAACAGCAUGUCUCCGGGAGUGACACACCGGCCUCCUAGCGCAGGCAACGCAGGUGUACUUAUGGGUGCAGACCUCACAGCUGGUGCAGGCACCAGUGCUGGAAAUGGCUAUGGAAACCAUCGCAACUCCCCUGGGCUGCUGGUCUCUCCAGGGAACAUGAACAAAAACAUGCAGGCCAAGUCCCCCCCACCCAUGAACCUGGGAAUGAACAACCGCAAGCCGGACCUGCGCGUGCUGAUCCCACCCGGAUCCAAGAACACCAUGCCGUCCAUAAACCAGAGAAUAAACAACUCACAGUCAGCACAAUCACUGGCCACCCCUGUGGUUUCUGUAGCAACACCCACUUUACCAGGACAAGGAAUGGGAGGAUAUCCAUCAGCUGUUUCUACCACAUACGGUACCGAAUACUCUCUCAGCAGUGCAGACUUGUCAUCACUCUCAGGCUUCAACAGUGCCAGUGCUCUGCACCUGGGCUCCAUGACUGGCUGGCAGCAGCAGCACCUCCAGAAUAUGCAGCACUCAGCCCUGAGUCAGCUAGGAAAUUGCACUAGCACUCACUUAUGUCAGAGUUCAAAUCUCUCCCUGCCCUCUGCUCAAAGCCUGCACAUCAAGUCCGAACCUGUUUCUCCUCCUAGAGAUCGCAUCAGCAGCACCCCAGUGGGGUAUCCACCGCAGCAGCCCCAGUCACGCCAGGACUCGGGCCGCUCGCCCGCCGACAGCCUCAGCAGUUGCAGCAGCUCACACGAGGGCAGUGACCGUGACGAGCAUCGGAACGAGUUCCACUCGCCCCUGGGACUGGUGCGACCCUCCCUGGAUGAGCGGGAGAGCCCCUCCGUCAAACGAGUGCGCCUGUCCGAGGGCUGGGCCACAUGAUUUAGUUACCCCCCUCCCCCCCAGCUCUUGCUGUCGUGCGCGUUACUGCUAUUUUCGCCCAGGAACAGCGGCCUCUUUUUUUUUUAUUCUACAUUAAUAUUUUAUUAUUAUUAUUAUUAUUAUUAUUAUUAUUAUUAUUGUUUUUUGCAGAGUGUGUGUGAUAUACAUAUUAAAGUAUAUAAAAGUUAUCAGGAUGCUUGGAAGAGUAUUGAAAGCUGAGAGGGGAGAGAGAAUGAAGAGGAUGGGAUGUGCUGUAGAAUUAUGCAUUGCUGUGUCUACAAGUACAUAUGCACGUAUAUUCAUAUAUAUAUAUCUAUAUAUAUAUAAUAUAUAUACGUGUGUGUGUAUAUAUACGUAUACAUAUGUAUGUAUGUAUGUAUGUAUGUAUGAAAAAAUGUCAGGUACUCUGUUUUGUAAAAGUACUUACAACUUGCCUCAGUGAUAAUUACCUAAUAAAAUUAAAUUAAUAAAUGAAAGCAAACAUCGCAAUGACAGCAGCCUAGCACUUGCUAUGACCAGUAAAAACUGAGUACUGGUUAGGUUUUAUUUCUCCCUUCUCCUCUUCGCUGUAAUCCUUUGCAAAAUGUAAGUUACAGUAGAUUUUGUCAUGUUGCAGGUUCAACGUAUUUAUGUAAAUAGAGGGUCCGGGUGGGGUCGGGGGUUUAAAAUUCACAGACUUCUCAGAUGAUUUACAAAUCUAAAGAGGAAACUGUUAUGCAACAUUUGAAGGAUUGUACAGGUAUACCUGCAGACCCAUAGAUAAAGUUGCCCAGCCACAUGGAGUCCAUAAGGAAUAUUUUCCCCUUUAAGUAUGGAGCAUAAUAACGCCAGAGUCGAAAACCAUUCAAUUGAAAGUGGACCAUACUUCAAAAGCCAUGUUAGUUAAAUUAGAGUCAUUUGGGGUCUUGCAAUAGAUACUAGAAUACUCAAAAAUGUAUAUUUGCUUAUAUUUUCAUAUUAAAUUAAUUGAAUGCGAAGCUUUUGUGGCUUUUUGUAGUUUAUAUAAGCCAAAAUAUGUUUUUGAUAGCUUUGCUAAUAUUUCAAGAGACAGACCGAUGAAAAUUAAAAACACGGGCUUUUCCACCCUCAGCUGGGAAAACAGGUAUUGAAAACCCAAGUUUUGUGUUUUGAUUAACUGUUCUCUCUUUGUAGAGGUUUUGUUUUUCCAUUGUGUAUUUAUGAUUAUAUAUAAUAUGAAGAAUAUAAAAAUCUCAGAUUAACAUGCUUGUGUAUAGCUUCAUAUAUAUAUAUAUAUAUAUACUAUAUAUAUAUAUAUAUAUUUAGACACACACACACACACACACACACUAGUCUGGUUCUGUGGAGUUGCACAUAUUGUCUGUGCUGUUCUAUUGAUAUUUUAUAGGACCUGCCAGGUUUUUAUUUAUUUAUAUAUAUAUUUUUUUUUACUUUAACCUCAGUAACCAUUUGGAAUGAUUGGCCUAUAUCUGUUUCAUAUCUGAAUAAAAUACCUCUACAAUCUUACAGUACAUUUACAAUGUGCAGUUCACAUUGAUGUAUACCCAAGUGGUACAAAUUAUGUUGUGUUCAGGAUAAGAACAGUGAUAAGAGUAAAUUUUUUUUAAGCCACUUCUAAAUUAAAAAACUGUUUCGAUAAUUAAAAGUAUUAAGAUGUUUUGACAGUUUUUCUAAAAAAAAAAAUGUUAUAUAUAUGUCCCUGAGACUUUAGGACUUUAUUUAACUUCUUAAUGAAGGGGUGUUGUAUCUGUUUUAGACCAACUGAUGACCAGUGAAUGGUCAGUUAGCCCAUUUGUGUCAGUGGGGUUAGAAAUAAUUGCAAACAAGGCGGGAAUCUCAAAAACUGGUUAAAAAGAAGCACAAUUUGUAACUUUGACAGUUCACUUUUUCUAUUAAUCUGGUGUCUUGUUCUUUUUGCCUCCUGUUCAAUCUGCUGUUGUUCAACUGUUCAUUGCUUUAGUAUUGCUGUAUGCAGUUGAAAUUGGAUCAAAAUAUUGUUAUAUUCUACAUGUGGGAAAAUGCAAGGGGCGGAGCCCCAAAGACUUUUUAUUACUCAGCAGAAGUAGAGAAGCACCUGAGCAGACAGUAGGGGACUGUCCUAAAGGAAAACCAAAGCCAUGGGCAUUUCAGUGCUGUUAGUCGACACUUAAUCCUCUUCUCAGAUACUUGUGAAACGUACAGGUAUUUGCACAGAUCCACAUCUAUGUUGCACAUUACAAUUUGAACUAAUUGCACAUCCAUCUUCAGUAAAUCACAUUUGCAAGUAUUGACACAGAACUCGAAAGCCAAGAAGCAGAAUAGCACACGUCUCUGAAGAGAACUGCAGUAAGAUGCGCUACAACAUAGUUAACAAACAAGGUAUUGACUUAGUUUUUUUUUUUUUUGUUUUUUUUUUUUUUUUUUAAAUAUUCCGUUGGCUGCACUCCUUUCUGUGAAGUCACAACGCCGAUUACUGUUGAAAUUUUGACUCGGUCAUAAUGUUGUUGAACUAAUCACCGUCAUUGUAAAAGGGUCUGUGAUGACAUUUGAAUUCCUGAUAAUUUGCUCUAACCGGGUUGCCUCAACAUCCAGCAAGUCGUUGUCUGCCUCUGCUUGUGCCAUUUCCUCACUAAUAAGAAAAAAAAAAAAGUGUUGUGUCUGCUCUGUGAAUUUCUGUAACGUUUUGGAAGUACAUGGAAGUAUACAGUACAUAAGAUUGCUGUUUUGUACCUGUAGGGUGCUUCAAAGGGUUUAGGUAAUGGCUUUUCGUAUUUUUUAACCAAAGACACGGAGCAAUCUUUUUUUUUGGUUUGGGAAGGGGGGGGGGGGGGGGGGGG